Molecule: messenger RNA, 571 nt
Organism: Stegastes partitus (bicolor damselfish)
Lineage: Eukaryota; Metazoa; Chordata; Actinopteri; Pomacentridae
Gene: map1lc3c
Product: microtubule-associated protein 1 light chain 3 gamma
Exons: 4
Coding region: 24-410 (128 amino acids)
Biological process (GO): autophagy
Source: RefSeq, a predicted model, not a curated record
GGACCCGGACACGCACCGACAGGAUGCCUCCGUUUGACAAAAGCCAGCCGACCAACAAGCGCUUCAAGCAGCGCAAGAGUUUCGCUACACGCAGGCAGGAGGUGGCGGGGAUCCGGUCCAAGUUCCCCAACAAGGUCCCGGUCAUCAUCGAGCGCUACGAGCGGGAGAAGUUUCUGCCUCCGCUGGACAAAACCAAGUUCCUGGUUCCGCACGAGCUCACCAUGACGCAGUUCGUCACCGUCAUCAGGAACCGCAUGGCGCUGCUGCCCAGUCAGGCCUUCUACCUGCUCAUCAACAACAGCGGGCUGCCCAGCAUGUCGCUCACCAUGGCUCAGGUGUACAAGGACCACCAGGACGAGGACGGCUUCCUCUACAUGACCUACGCCUCGCAGGAGAUGUUUGGACGCUGAGCAGCAGCUGCCUGCUCCACACGUCGGGCCUCCGUCUGCUCUGAACUCUGUGUAGAAGUUCUCACGUUUGUUGUUGCUUUGUGAGGAUGGAUUUUAAUGAUGAUCCAAUAAAUGUUCUGUCCAAACUGAGCAGUGACCAGGUUCAGGAGGGUCCCAAACGA